UACGUUUGACAAAAUGAGUCGCAAAUAGACUGAACCGAAUAAAAGAAGGUGUUUCAUUAUCCACGCUCAGAGGACACGUUUUGCCUUGUGCCAUAACGUUAGUUCUAUGAGGACGAGCCAGCAAUGACAGUGUCUGAAUCAAAGUCAUGGAGUGUGUAACUGUCUUUCCCAAGCAGACGUUCAGUCAGCUGAAGGUUGUUCGGCAGAGAUGGGCUCAGUGACCUCAGCUUUCACCAAGUCGCGCAACACGUUGGUCAAAGUGGGUUCGGAGCCGCAGAAAGAGCCGGACUCGAAGCCGCGGACUGGGGCUGGUGUGGUCGUCAAACAGACUAGCAAAGAACCGCUGGUGCAGAAAACAAACUGCACAUCCAGAGCAAACACGAGCAAACAGGUUCCUGCAUCUGCCACACUGGCUAAUGAGGAUGGUGAGACCAACAGCCGGCCACUGGCGAGAUUUGCACGCUCAAAGUCUCAGAGUGCACUAUGGAGCACACUCACCGCUGGGACAGGGAAGAAGGAAAAGGGAAAAGUUGAGAGGGACAUUCCAGACGAUCCACGCAGAAUAGAAGAGAUCCUGGCGGAUGAGCUUCCCGCUACAGACGUCCCAGAAGCAACAGAAAAAACUGCUGUCAGACCCGGAGUGGAGCACGAGGGACAGGAGGAGGAGGAGGCAGGAACAGGGCUUGAUGACUGCAGCGUCCCGACCACAGCUCAUCUGAAGAGGGGAAUCGCUCUCCUCUGCUCCGGCUCUGGGAUUAAGUUUUUUUCUUUCCUCGUCUUCACAUCAUGGAGUCUCCCACCAGAGAGAUCGAGGAGUUUGAAAGCACCUCGCUCAAGUACUUACAGCCCGACCAGAUCGAGAAAAUCUGGCUCCGACUGCGUGGACUGAGGAAGUACAAGAAAACAUCACAGAG
Messenger RNA from Pimephales promelas (fathead minnow), 914 nucleotides. NCBI's taxonomy places the organism in Eukaryota, Metazoa, Chordata, Actinopteri, Cypriniformes, Leuciscidae. The record is from RefSeq and is a predicted model, not a curated record.